AUGAAGAAGAUGAAUCCAAGCUUAGCCGGCAGUGCCGAAACCGAAGACACGAUUAUGAGCUACCACAAGUCGUUUCUUCCUUCGGGAGCCAAAGACUCGCUCAUCUACUCGUACAAACACGCCAUCAAUGGCUUCUCGGCAAGACUAACAGCCAAACAAGUCGAAAUCAUCGAGGGCACGGAAGGCUUUAUCUCGAUGCUCCCCGACCACGCAUUUUAUCGGCCGCUCACGACCCGUUCCCCAGGAUUCCUCGGGCUGAAUCAGUGGAGCGGAGCCUGGCCACGGACGGGGCUCGGCAAGGGAGCCAUUGUCGGGGUCCUCGACGACGGGAUACCACCUGGCCACCCCUCGUUCAGCGACGACGGCAUGGCGCCCGCGCCUGCCAGCUGGAAGGGGUGGUGCGACCUGCCUCACAAGUUCGGGUGCAACAACAAAGUGAUAGGCGCGCGAGCGUUUCGAGGGGGCAACGCCUCUGCCUUGCCGGUCGACAGGCACGGGCACGGGACCUACACGGCCAGCACAGCCGUUGGCGCGUUCGUGCCCAACGUCAGCAUCCAAGGCAACGCCGCCGGGACCGCAUCUGGGGUGGCCCCACACGCUCACCUUGCGGCUUACAAAGUCUGCUUUGGUGAUGACGGCUGCGACCCUAGCGACAUUCUAGCCGGUAUUGAUGCCGCCAUCGAGGAUGGGGUGGACGUGUUGUCCAUAUCCAUGGGUAGUUAUGGUUUAGCAUUUUACCAAGACGUUUUAAUGACUGGAGCUUUUUCGGCGGCCAAGAAAGGAAUCCUCACGAGCCUGGCGGCAGGGAACAGCGGUCCUUCCUCCUCGACGCUGUCCAACGACGCGCCCUGGGUUAUUACCGUCGGGGCAAGCACGAUUGACCGAAGGAUUCAGGCCACGGCAAAGCUGGGAAACGGAUUGAUGUUUGAUGGGGAGUCUGUGUUCCAACCAAGAAACUUCUCUUCUCAAAAGUUGUGGCGGCUCGUCUACUACAACAGCUCCGGGAAGCAAGAAUGCUACAAUGGGUCGCUGGUGGGGUUCAAUGUCAGGAAGAAGAUUGUGCUGUGCGACGGAGAUGAUUUCAUCAACCCGGAGGAUCAAGCCCGGGAAGUUAAGGAUGCUGGUGCUGCCGCCAUGAUAAUGGAGAACCAGGAAGCCGCGGGGUUUAGCCACUGUUCUUAUCUCCUCGACUUACCAUCCACAUCAGUGGCCUUUUGGGCGGGCCAGGAAAUCAAGGCCUACAUAAAGUCAGCAUCCUCUCCAACGGCAACAAUCUUGUUCGAGGGGACGGAGCUCGGAAACCCGAUUUCCCCCGCCAUCUCUUAUUUCUCAUCCAGGGGGCCCAGCAGCCAAGCUCCCGGAGUUUUGAAACCGGACAUCGUUGGGCCCGCUGAAAACAUUCUGGCCGCGUGGUCUCCUCUGGACCCGACACAUUUGGGGAUCAAAUUCAGAAUCGAAUCGGGCACAUCGAUAUCGUGUCCUCACCUCAGUGGGGUCGCUGCCCUGCUCAAGAGCGCCCACCUUGACUGGUCGCCGGCGGCCCUGAAAUCUGCUAUCAUGACCACCGCGGACCUCGUCAAUGCCCACGGCAUACCGAUUCUCGACGAGAAACUUACACCGGCCAAUAUCUACGCGACGGGGGCCGGCCACGUCAACCCGAACAGGGCGUUGGAUCCCGGUUUGAUAUAUGACAUUGCAAUGCAUGAGUACGUCCCGUUUUUGUGCGGCUUGGGAUACACGGAGAGCCAAGUGGAGAUGAUCAUGCAGGAGCCGGUCGAUUGUUCCUCGAGAAUCCCUCAGGGGCAACUGAACUACCCCACGUUCUCGGUUAAACUAGGCUCGUGCCAGACUUUGUCCCGGAUCGUCACCAACGUGGGCGAGCCUGUCUCGUGUUACUCCGUCAGGAUUUCCGAGCCCCCGGGUGUGAAUAUUGUCGUGAGGCCAUCGAGGAUGUGUUUCACGAGGUUGAAGCAGAAGGCGACGUACUACGUGACGUUUCACCGCAGCAAGAACAUGAGUGGUUGGGGGAAUAAUGAAUCUGUUGCACAAGGCUUCUUGCUCUGGGAAUCAAGAAAGCACACAGUCAGGAGUGUUAUAGCAAUCAACAUCACUGGACAAAUCUUCUAA
This is a messenger RNA of Striga hermonthica, 2127 nucleotides long. Lineage: Eukaryota; Viridiplantae; Streptophyta; Magnoliopsida; Lamiales; Orobanchaceae. The record is from the annotation of a GenBank genome assembly.